Molecule: messenger RNA, 1211 nt
Organism: Cannabis sativa
Lineage: Eukaryota; Viridiplantae; Streptophyta; Magnoliopsida; Rosales; Cannabaceae
Exons: 4
Coding region: 180-1211 (343 amino acids)
Source: RefSeq, a predicted model, not a curated record
GGUAAUGUGUUUUACUGUUUACAUAUUUUUUGUGUGUUUUCUAUAAGUUUUGACUUUGUUUACAAUUUUGUUGUUAUUUUAUGUAAAUAUUUUUAUAUUUUUAUUUAAGUUUAUGCUUCACAAUAAGUUUUAUAUAUGUUUUGUAGGGUGAUAAUGAUGAUGUUCCAAGUUUUGAUAUAAUGGGUUUUCUUUCAUCUCAGCCCGAUGCUAAUGCUGAUAAAGAGAAGAGGAAAAAACAAGAUGAAGAUGAUCAUGCUAAGUUUAAAGAUUUAAAUAAGAAAUCAAAAGAUGAUGAAGAUGAUGGUGAUGACCAGGGUAUGGGUGGUGAUGCUGUUUCUUCUAUUGUCAAGGAAGUUAUAAAGGGAAUUAAUGAGGGUGAUGACAAAUCUAAAAAAGGUGGAUCAGUUACCAAGGAUGAUGUUGGUGGUGAAGCAAGAAAAAAUAUGGUUGAUUCAUCUGCAAUUGAUGUUGUUGUGGCUGGUGUCAUUGGGUCUCCUAACUUGUUUGAUAGUCAAGGUACAGAAGAUAGUAUUACUUUGUCAGCCAUGGAGAUCAUUAAUGAAAAAAUUGAAACCAUUGAAGGAAGCCUGAAAAAGGAAAAGAAUUUAGAAGCUAAUUCUUAUGAGUUUGCAAAGAGGGUUCCCAAUAUUGGAUCUGCAUUGAGGAGUCCAUUUACAUCUGAUUUUGGUUCUAUUGGGAGUAGUAGUAAACCAAAGGGAGAACAAUCUAAGUUGCUUGCUUUUUCUUCAGUUGCACUUGACCGUAUUGAUGAUCUUCAGUCUAAACUUUUUGAGCAGUGGUUUAAGGUCGGUUUCAAUGAUAGGAACAAGAUUAAAAAGUUUAAAGAACGUGAUAGGAAAUUGAAAGUCCCGUUGGAUUUUGCAAUUAUGAAGAUUGAUGAUAAGAUGUGGUUUUAUGAUUUGCUGACUCCUGGAAGAAAUUUGUCAUGCUCGCAUUUGGAUGUUUGUUUUUACUACUUGAGAAAGGAGAUAAAGUACAAUGAGAGUGUAAACUCUUUUGUUAAUACCACUGAUUGUUUCUUUGCCUUUUGCCUUUGCAUUUUUGAGAUGUAUAAUGAGUUUGUUAAGAAUGAUUGUGACAUUGAAUCUGUUAAGAAGGACAGCAAAGCUUCUGCAUACGUAGCUGGUUUUGGUAUGUAUUGCAGUAGAAAAUGGAUUGAAUUAGAUAAUGUCUUAAUGCUAUUAAUCUGA